UGACAUUAAGCAGCGUUCCAGCUACCAACUUGGCCGCCAUACUCUUUCUUCGAACUUUCGCUUCAGUGUACGUCCGUGUUUCCCGUCAUGGCAUCGGUAUGGCUUCUUUUGGCUGUCUUGUGCGCGCUUGGCGCUCGCUGCAGGGUGAGUUCCGGACUCACCGCGGAGUCAUUGUUGCGGGGAAGGCCCGAUCUGGCCGCCUACCAGGACGUCAAAAAGUGCACAUCUCCGGGUGCCACCUGGUACGUUCUCUACCGAAACGAGAAACAAGGAUCCUUCGGAGCGGAUGACAGCUGCCUGAGGGACACCCAGAUGAACGAGGUGGUCGAUGGGAAAGCCCUGUUCCGCUUGCGAUACGGCAAUGGCUACGAAAGGAACGCUACGUUCACAUUCAAGUCUUCUGACGGACGAAACUAUAACAUCUUCGAGGCUCAGCUGGAUGGCGUUCCAGGUGUGCCAAAGUAUGACCUGCCGUUCGUGGACUGUGCCCACUGCAAGAUCGUGAAGGACCAAAAAGGCCCCAAAUGUCUGCUUUCGGUGCGAGAAUCCUCCCUCCGGCACGGCGUUCCCCAGCAUUGCCACUUUCUCUACGACCUGCUUUGCGGGCCAUCGCCGAAGUACCAGGUCUCGGACUACAGCUGCCUCGACAACGACGCGAAGUUGGGCUGAAAUAUUCAAGAACGAGAGUUCUCUCAAUAGCGCAGACCCUUGGGCGCAGAACAGCACAGAAUAAACCGUUCGCACGAGGAUCAAGUGCACACGUCUUCGGCUCUUACGCUAA
Messenger RNA from Dermacentor andersoni, 781 nucleotides. RefSeq lists its product as uncharacterized. The record is from RefSeq and is a predicted model, not a curated record. Gene Ontology annotation, biological process: symbiont-mediated perturbation of host defenses. Gene Ontology annotation, molecular function: amine binding. NCBI's taxonomy places the organism in Eukaryota, Metazoa, Arthropoda, Arachnida, Ixodida, Ixodidae.